AUGAAUCGUUUAUUUCCGCGAGCAGAGGACUUGAAUCAAGAGGAGGUUGAUUAUGAAUUGAUGAUUCGGAAUCAACCUCAGGAAACAUUCUUGUUGGAUUUUGUCGGAAAGCAAAGAGUUCUAAGAAGUUUGUUCAGAGAAGACCAAAGUGAGGGUAGGAACUACCGCUGCAAUGUUAACAUAAGAGACGAAGCGUCUUAUGUAGAGGGUAGAAUGUCGUGUCUCGAGAAAUCAUUGUCCAAAAAAAGUGAACCAAGGUUAGAGUCGAAAGUGUUACAUUAUUGGUAUCGUGUGAAACGGGCACUUGCUACGAACGACGAAGAGAAAAAAAUGCGUAGGGACUUAACAAGACGUAUUGAAAGUUUAAUGCAAGACUUCCAGUUCGGACCCCCACUGUCGCCGGUCAAGGACCAUAUAAACAAUUUGAUUCAAGGGGCCGAAGGAGGUACAGGCCUAGUCAACCAAAGCGCGAAUCCUUCUCUACCAGCAAUUCCGGCAGAAAAGCAGAGCACGCCGGAUAGAUCGAAAGGAGCUAUUCCCAAACAGACACCGGUUUCGUCGAAGGUACCAAAUAGCAUAUUCGUGCCAAGUCAGGCCCAACAAGGUGAGGGGCCCACAAUCGUUGUGUCGAAGAAGGAGUGGGACGAGAUGAAAAGCGCGUUAGCUGACUUAAUGGGACGACUUAACAGCAACCAGCCUGGUGCAGUGGUGCGGCCUCGAGAGCAAACUGAGCAGAUGGGAUACGUAGUCAGACGCGAAGAAGGUGACAAGCCGAUACAUGGUCAAUGGAAUCCGACACCAAGGUACCACAUUCGGAACAGGGACUCAGAUUCGAGUGACGAGGAUAGGCGGCGGGAUGUACCGCGGUCACACGAAUUACGACGAAAUAACCACAGGCAGAGAAGUGACACGGAUGGCUCGGAGGUACACUCGACAAGUAGAUACAGCGACCAUCGCGAUCGAGAUGGGGAUCGAGAUAGACAUCAUCACAGACGGACCGAAGGCUACGGGCGAGUAGAGAAGUGGAAGCUACGGUUCAGCGGAGAUCCCAGAUUGAUGUCGGUUGAGAGUUUUUUGUAUAAAGCUAAGAAAUUAGCUGAAAGAGAGGGAGUGCCGAGGCAAGUUUUGUUAAGGGACAUACACAUGCUACUAGAAGGAUCAGCAUCGGACUGGUUCUUCACGUACGUGGACGACCUGGACACAUGGGAAGCGUUCGAGGCCGGUAUAACCUUCCGGUUUGGGAACCCAAACAUGGACCAAGGGAUACGAUCCAAAAUACAGGAUCGCAGGCAACAGCGCGGAGAGCCAUUUAUUGCUUUUGUUUCCGAAAUAGAGAAGCUAAAUCGGAUGCUGUCCCAGCCGCUGUCGAGAAGGCGGAAGUUCGAGGUGAUUUGGGACAAUAUGCGUCAACAUUACAGGUCCAAAAUAUCAAUUGUGGAGGUAAAAGACCUACAGCAAUUGAUUAAACUGAACCAUAGAAUUGACGCAGCAGAUCCACAACUUCAGCAGAUUUCAGAGGGACCGAUUCGCCGCCCAGUUAACCAAAUCGAUGCCGAGUACAGCGACAGUGAAAUGGAACAAGAAGCAUCGAUUAAUGCAGUUCAGGGUCGAAGUAACGGCGAACAGAUGAGGUUGAAUGGGAGGUCUAAUCUUCGACCAACUAGGGAGCUUCACACAGCAGUAGGACAACAGGCUCAGUCGAAUUCGCUAGGAGCCUGCUGGAAUUGUCAAGAAAUGGGACAUGCUUGGCGACAGUGCGUGAAGCCGAAGCUGAUUUUCUGUUAUGGCUGGAAACGCCUAACGGGAUGGGAACUCGGGAGCUCGCUCAUCCCGACGAAAAAUAAGAUUCCCGACAGCACGCUCAAUGCAUUACAAUUUGACCCGCUCACACAAGUCUACCAUAUUAAGAUCCAAGUCAGCAAAUGCCCGCACAUCAAAAUUAAAAUAUUCGAUGCCGAAAUAGAAGCUUUACUCGAUUCAGGAGCGGGCAUCAGCAUUCUGAACUCUCUCGACAUAAUAAAUCGAUUUAGCUUACAAAUUCAGCCAGCAGCGAUACGGGUAUCCACCGCUGAUGGAACAAAUUAUGAAUGUCUUGGCAGUUUAAAUCUGCCGUUGACGUACAAAAAUGUGACAAAAGUCAUUCCAAUAAUCGUGGUCCCGGAAAUCUCCCGACAGCUGAUUUUAGGUGCAGAUUUUUGGGACGCGUUUAACAUUAAACCCAUGAUCGACUUGGGGUGCGGGCCAGAGGAGUUAGAGACGGUAAUUCAAAAUACAAACACACAGUUGUGUUUCACAGUCGAACCGGGUGAUAGUAACGUGCAGAUAGUAGACGAAGAGGACGAUACUCUCGACAUUCCAGUAUACGAAGGGCCGACCGAAUCCACACCGGAUCCGGACGGGAUAGAAACGGAGCAUAAUUUAUCCGCGGAAGAACGUAGAAAUCUGAUAGACGUAAUCAAGACCUUCGAACUCACAUCUACAGGAGUAUUGGGUCGAACACACCUGAUAGAGCACAAGAUAACGUUGAAGAAAGGCGCCAUACCGCGUAAUCCUCCGGUUUACAAGUGCUCACCGUACGUACAAACGGCGGUGAACGCGGAACUGGAACGGUUUCGGAAAUUGGACGCGAUUGAGGAAUGCCAGUCAGAAUGGACAAACCCGUUAGUGCCGGUUCUAAAAAAGGAUGGCAAAGUACGUGUUUGUCUAGAUUCGAGGAAGAUUAACAAACUGACCAUUAAAGAUACCUAUCCAAUGAAAAAUAUGCAAGACAUAUUUCAUCGAUUGGAAAAGGCAAGAUAUUUCUCGGUGAUCGACCUCAAAGACGCCUAUUUCCAAAUUCCACUGGAACCGAAGGUAUUUGUGUACCUAGACGACAUAGUGAUCGCGUCAGAAACCUUCAAAGAGCAUUUAAAACUCUUAAAGAUUGUAGCUGAAAGAUUACGAAAGGCAAAUCUGACAAUAUCGCUCGAUAAAUCUCGUUUUUGCCGCAAACAGGUUGUGUAUUUGGGAUACUUGUUAAACGAGCACGGAGUAGCGAUAGGCAGCAGCAGAAUUGAACCGAUUCUAAAUUAUGCGAGGCCCAAGUCGCAGCAGGACAUUCGGAGGUUAAUGGGGUUAGCCGGAUUUUAUCAGAGGUUUAUACAAAACUAUAGUAAAAUCACGGCCCCCAUUACGGACUUACUGUCUAAGGAGCACAAACGAUUUACAUGGACGAAAGAAGCGGAGAAAGCGUUUAACGAACUGAAGUCGGUGCUAACGUCAGCGCCAAUUCUGGGAAACCCGGACUUUACAAAAAAGUUCACUAUCGAGUCGGAUGCGUCUGAUCGAGCCGUCGGAGCGGCAUUGGUCCAAGAGCAAGAAGGAGAAACCCGCGUAAUUAGCUAUUUUAGCAAAAAGCUAAACCGAACACAACGUCGAUAUGCAGCAGUGGAGAAAGAAUGCUUAGGGGUAUUAUCGGCUAUCCACCACUUCCGGCACUACGUCGAAGGAACAAAAUUUAGAGUCGUGACCGACGCCAGAAGCCUUUUGUGGCUUUUUAAUCUAGGUACAGAGACCGGAAACGCUAAACUUCUUAGAUGGGCACUUCGCAUUCAGGCUUACGAUUUUGACCUCGAGUACCGAAAGGGGAAGAGCAACAUCCUGGCUGAUUGUUUGUCACGAGCAGUGGAAAUUGACACGAUCGCAGUAUCCUAUUCAGAUCCAGAGCAGGACGAGUUGAUGGAGAAGAUCCGAGAGGACCCCGCCAAAAAUAGCGACUGGCGAAUAAUAGACGAUAAGUUGUACCGGUACGUUAGAGGCUCAAAUCGACAAAGUGACUCACGGUUCGCGUGGAAAUAUUACCCUCCCAGUAGCCAGCGCACGGAAAUCAUGCGAAAGGAGCAUGAAAAAGCUCACUUUGGGUUUGCCAAAACAUUGGCUGCGUUGAAACAGCAUUUUUAUUGGAAAAAAAUGAACGAAGACAUUCGAAAUUUCUGUCGCGAAUGUUUAAAAUGCCAAUCAAGCAAAGCGGGGAACCAAAACGUAACCCCACCAAUGGGAAUUCAGAAACCGGUACAAUAUCCGUGGCAAUUCGUGACUCUGGACUACGUUGGCCCAUUGCCACCCUCUGGGCGGAAUCGCAACACGUGCCUACUAGUUGCCACCGACGUGUUCAGCAAGUUUGUGCUGGUACAACCUUUUCGCGAAGCUAAGGCAAACUCAUUAGUGGAGUUUGUCGAGAACAUGAUCUUCCGUCUGUUCGGUGUACCGGAGAUCAUGUUAACGGACAACGGCUCACAGUUCGUAUCGAAAGCUUUUAAAGCGCUGCUCGAUUCGUACCACGUCACCCACUGGCUCACACCCGCUUACCACCCCCAGGUAAACAACACCGAGAGGGUGAAUCACGUCAUUACCACAGCUAUUCGCGCAACGAUAAAAAAGGAUCACAGCCAUUGGGCCGACAACAUUCAACUGAUUGCAGAUGCAAUUAGAACUGCAGUACAUGACUCUACGAAGUACGAUCCCUACUUCGUAGUAUUCGGUAGAAACAAAGUGUCUGACGGUCGGGAAUACAGCUGGAUAAGAGACAAUUAUGAACCAAGCGGGGAAGAAGGGAAUGCGAAAGAGGAGAGGAAGAAAUUGUUCGAAGAGGUCAAAACGAACCUGGCAGCUGCGUACCAGAAACACGCCAAAACCUACAACCUUCGGUCUAACGCCCAAUGUGCAACAUACGACGUGGGGGAAAGAGUAUGGAAGCAGACUUUUGAACUUUCAGAUAAGGGGAAAGGGUUUUGCAAGAAAUUAGCUCCAAAAUACGAGCCAGCCGUGGUUCGGAAAGUACUCGGGUCCAAUACCUACGAACUAGAAGACGAUGCAGGGAAAAGAUUAGGGGUCUACUUCGCGAACAAACUAAAAAAGAUGCAUUCUCAUCUAAGCCAACAAUAA
This is a messenger RNA of Sabethes cyaneus, 4923 nucleotides long. RefSeq lists its product as uncharacterized. The record is from RefSeq and is a predicted model, not a curated record. Gene Ontology annotation, biological process: proteolysis; DNA integration. The transcript has 2 exons. Gene Ontology annotation, molecular function: aspartic-type endopeptidase activity; nucleic acid binding; zinc ion binding. Lineage: Eukaryota; Metazoa; Arthropoda; Insecta; Diptera; Culicidae. The coding region runs from base 1 to 4923 and encodes 1640 amino acids.